Molecule: messenger RNA, 2319 nt
Organism: Aspergillus nidulans FGSC A4
Lineage: Eukaryota; Fungi; Ascomycota; Eurotiomycetes; Eurotiales; Aspergillaceae
Product: putative C6 transcription factor
Exons: 4
Coding region: 1-2319 (772 amino acids)
Biological process (GO): DNA-templated transcription; regulation of DNA-templated transcription
Cellular component (GO): nucleus
Molecular function (GO): zinc ion binding; DNA-binding transcription factor activity, RNA polymerase II-specific; DNA binding
Source: RefSeq, a predicted model, not a curated record
AUGAACCCUUCUGACUUGGCUGCACCCCAGACAAGGGCAUCUUCUCCUUACCGAGACUACAAUCCUCGCAAGAGAGGAAGAACGGCAUGCACUCGAUGCAAGACCAGGAAGCAAAAGUGUGAUAACGAGUAUCCUGUCUGCUCCAACUGUCUCAGAGCCGGCGCUGAAUGCGACAAGGCAUCAACACCUGAUAGAUACACUCGUGCCCUAGAGGAGCGCAUUGCAUAUCUAGAGUCGCAGCUAGAGUCGGAGGCCGCUAAAAGCAGAACUGCUAGUAACCAUGCACAUCCGGUCGCAACGUUUUUGUCACCGCAUGCCCAAGAUACUGCUGGGCAAGGACAGGCAGGCAGUACCGGGAGUGCUGGUAGUGGGAUGGGAAACGGAAUUGACCACAAUGCGGUAGGAGAACUUGUAGGAUUUCUUGCCAUCAACUCCACUGAGGCGCCUGCGUAUAUUGGCUCGAGCUCGGGACUCUCCCUCGCAGCCAACCUGGGCGAAAUGGUCCAGGCCACUGUGUGGAACCAAGUGCUGUCUUCAUCGCGCAAUCAGCCUUCUCUCUCUGGUGAGGGUAGAGCGAAUUUAGAUCCCAGAGUAUCUGGACUCCCUCCACAGCCAACGCCGUCUGACAGGGCUCCUGGUCUGGAUCGCCCGCGUACGUUGCGCAUGGAAGAGUUGCUUGCGAAAAGCACAGAACCGCCAAACGAUGAGAUGGGUGGACGGAUUCUUCACGCAUACCUGACUAGGCUUCAUGUUCGGUAUCCGUUCCUUGACCGCAAGGAACUCUGGUGUCUGCAUGAGGACCGUUGGCGACUAGCUAAAGCGAAGCGGGAAGAGCUCACAAAAUCCGAACGAUUCGGCAUCUUCAAGCUAUAUCUGACGUAUGCGAUUGGAGCUACCACUAUGCAGUUGAGUGAAAAAUACGACUAUGUUCCACCAGAGCGAUUUUACAUCACAGCCCUUCAGCAAGUGCCAGCUAUGUGUGAGACUAGAUCAGUAGAGAACGUCGAGGCUAUGACGCUUCUAGUCGUAUACCACCUGCGCUCUGCAUCCAGUCAAGGUGUCUGGUACAUGAUCGGCCUGGCUAUGCGUACAGCAAUCGAUCUCGGGCUACACCGCAAAGCCAACGAACUAAACCUCGACCCAAUCACAGCACAAAUGCGGCGACGUCUGUUUUGGACAGUAUACUACCUAGAACGAGUUGUAUCAGUGUCUCUUGGACGGCCAUUCAGUAUUGCAGACAGGCAUAUCGACCUCCCUCUCCCGGUCGACGUCGAUGACGACGUCCGUGAUCCAGCACUGCUUCCGCCGGAAUCCCCCCCAGUUACUUCGCCCGAGGGUAAUACCAAUGGUAACAGCACGAGCAGCCGUAUCACAUCACUCACCUUCUCCAUAUACCUGAUCACACUCCGCCGCAUCGACUCGCGCAUUCAACAUAAGAUCUACCGCGCUGACAGGCCGCUUCAUUUACUCCGCUCCAAAAUGGACCGCCUUUUUCUCGAGCUGGAAGAAUGGAAAGUAUCGGCCCUUCAACGAUUCACGGGGUCAGACCUUGACUACCCCAUGCUCCACUACAACCGUGCCCUACGGCUCCUCAUCCAACCUUUCCUCCCUUCACUUCCUCUCACCGAUCCCUACUAUCACAUAUGCCUGCGCGCAGCAGGCGAUAUCUGCCAGACACACAAACGGCUUCACCAAACUUUGGAGUAUGGCCACUCCUUCCUCGCUGUUCAAACAGUCUUCAUUUCCGGGAUAACCCUUCUCUACGCGCUCUGGACACAUAGCGACCAGGUCUGGUCCGUCCGGAUGAGCAAUGACAUCCGCGCUUGCUCCACCGUUCUCUUCGUCAUGGGCGAGCGCGCCGUUUGGGUGAAGAAAUACCGCGACGCCUUUGAACUUCUCGUCAACGCCGCCAUGGAGAAACUUCAAGGCAACGAGGCCGCGAAAAAAGCGGGAAUGGCCGAGUUAAUGACAGCCCAGCAUGCUGGACUCGGAGUUGGACCGGGUGCUGGAUACGGUCUCGGCAUCAGUUCGCAUGCCAGCGCAGGCCAGAACCCUAAUCCCGCGAUAGCUACCGCGUCGGGAUACCCUGGUACAGCGCACACACAUCACACAGUCGUCACACCCGACUCGAAUCCGAACCAGGGUCUUUUCGACCCGGCAAGUCAGGACCACGGCGUGCGGAUGGCGCUACAGCUUGCGCCGUGGAUUGAUCUUGAGGACGGACAUGGGCCGUUCUGGGUUCCUGAUUUCGAGACCCUAGAGAAUUUUUCGGGGAACCUGUGGAGUGCUGGGGACCCAACGGCAUUCAACCCGCUGUAG